This is a messenger RNA of Mytilus trossulus (common blue mussel), 5606 nucleotides long. RefSeq names its product chitin synthase chs-2-like. The transcript is spliced from 21 exons. Gene Ontology annotation, cellular component: myosin complex; cell periphery; cell septum. The coding region runs from base 74 to 5494 and encodes 1806 amino acids. Gene Ontology annotation, molecular function: cytoskeletal motor activity; ATP binding; chitin synthase activity. The record is from RefSeq and is a predicted model, not a curated record. NCBI's taxonomy places the organism in Eukaryota, Metazoa, Mollusca, Bivalvia, Mytilida, Mytilidae.
CCUGAGGUGUCCAGAAACACGCAGAUACAACGCAAAUAAACAUAAAACUGUUAUUUCAUAUUUUAGGGAGUCAAUGGACAAACUGUUGAUGAAAAUGAAACGAGCAGAGGCACAUUUUGUUAGGUGUAUCAAGCCAAACAAACAGCAGCGAAAGGAUACUUUCAAUUCCCAGUAUGUAAAAGAACAACUGUUAUAUAAUGGUAUAACUGAAAUAGCUAAAAUUAGGAAAAAUGGCUAUCCGAUCAGGAAACGGCACACUGACUUUUAUGAGAGAUAUUUUGUCCUUCAUUCGGAGUUUUGUAAGGCAUCACAGCAAAAUCCUGGCCAGCUCACCAAACGGUUAAUAGACAAAAUUAUACCAGAUGAUCUGAAAAAAUGGUGUAAAAUUGGAAAACAUCAAGUUUUCAUGAGAGAAACAGUUCACUUAUUUCUAGAAAAGCAGUUAUACAACCGCGAAAGAUUGUCCGAGAUUGUGCACAAAAUGUGGUUAGGUAUGAAAGCAAGAACAUUAUUUAAAGAAAUGAAAUCCAAAGCAGAGUCUCAAAAAAUGAAAAGAAAAGUUGAGUUUGAAGAAAUAAAAGGCAAAGACGACGAGACAAAAGGCAUGGUAACACUGAUAAGAUUGGAAGACACACUCUCUAAAACCCCGACUCAUACAGAAGUAUGGACAGCUAAGAGGAUGAUGCCCAAUAAUGUGUCUGAUCAAAUGAGCAGUCACAGUAAACCUGACUCCCCACAAUUACGCAAACGUACAACUGAAGAAAAGACAUUCCCUUCAAUAAUUAAACAAGACAUUGCUACAGGAUCCGCUAUUCCUGACCAACAUUACGGUCUUGAUACUGGUAAUACAGAUGAGCAGAAGAAAAAGGAAUAUAGAAGUAAAGAAAAACCAUUUUGGGAUAUAUUCAGCAAUGUACCGAGAGAGAAAAAGACUAGAGAUGUUCAUGAGAGGAUUAGCCUCAGAGGCAUAAAAUUGGUAAUUUAUGGACUUUUGUUUCUUCUUGUGUUUUGUUCUCUUGUGGUCCAGAAGAUAAGUUUGAUGCUGCUUGUGAACUACGAGAAAGAAGAGAGUAACAACAAGUCUUUAAAUGGAACAGUUACCAAAAAGGAGGAAGACUCUGAUUUCCUGCAUGCUAGAUAUUUUCUCUUGGUUGUUGCAAUAUGUAUACCUUAUGUACUGACAGUGGUUGUUGGAUUUUUUAGAGUAUUAUUUGGAAACAUAAAGUCCCCUACCAAGAAAACAAUGCUUGUGGUACUUACCAUUGAGUGCAUGCAUUCCGUUGGGUUAGGAUUCCUUGUUUUCAAAGUGUUGGGAGAGCUGCAUGUAGCACAUGGCAUUAUGGUAUUAAAUGCAACUUGUUUUGUACCUAGCUUUCUCCAUCUUUUCACUACAAGAGAAUCAACAGAUGGCAAUUUCGACAUGAAAAGUCGCAAGAUGUGCAAGAGAUUCACUGACACUAGCAUGAACAUACUAGCAUGCUUGGCGCAAAUAUCAGUUAUACCUCUGGUUAUUUACUUCGAUAUGUAUAAAAAUGAUGUCUCAACAGAAGAAAUUAUUUAUAUUAUAAGUAGCUUUCUCCUUUGUUCUUUGUCAUGGUGGGAAAAUUUUAUACCUGAUGGAACGUCAAAGAAAAACACAGCAAACAAUAAAAAUGUUGAGCAAUUCAUUUUAAGCAUAAAAUUUGACUUACAAGAAAGUCGGCCAUUCAUUACAGCAAUAUCGGCUCUGUUCAAAGUUGGGGUCACAAUUGUAAUUGGUGUCCUGUUACCAGAACCAGAUCUCAGUUUAGUCACUGCAUGGGAGGGUCUGACGAUUGAUGACAUAUUCAAAUUCACACCAAUAAUUCUUAUAACAACGAGUUCAUUUGUUGCUUACUACAUGGCAUAUACUGCAUGCAGGUUGAAAUUACAAGUGUUUUCUUUUUCAUUUGCUUGCUUCUUGUCAACGCCUGCUGCUGUUGCAAUUGCAAUGACUAACUGUAAAUACAACUUUUUAUCAACAUUCAGCAUAGACAGUUUAAAUUGCCAGGAAGAAGGUUCGAUCGAUUCUUUCAUGUAUUUUAUUUGGGGUUUUAUAUGGUUCAUUUCAAUAUACUGGAUUGCCAGGCACAUAUGGAGUCCAAAUCAAGAGAGACUAGCAAAGGUGGACAAAUUGUUUUUGAGUCCUCUAUACUGUAGCAUUCUCUCGGAACAGCACUUACUGAUGAAUAGACGAAGACAAAUCAGACGGAUAAGAAAAGAUUUUGUGAACGCGGUUGAAGUAUUUAGGAUUGCUGUUGAUGAUAAUAAAACAUCUUUCAAAAAGAUACCUCCAAUGAUAUAUGCUUGUGCAACCAUGUGGCAUGAAAAUCGACAGGAAAUGGUGCAAUUACUAAAGUCAUUAUACAGACUUGACACAGACCAGUUUGUAAGACAGAAGGCUGUUGAAACAUAUAUUUUACAAAAUGAAGGUGAAGAAGUGAUAACCGGAGAAUUUGAGUAUUACGAAUUCGAAGCUCACAUUUUAUUUGAUGAUGCUUAUGAAUUGGAUGAUAAUGAAGAAGAAAUGGUGCCUAACAAAUUUGUGAGACUGUUUACCGAGGUCAUGCAGGAAGCUGCAAAUGCAAUCCAUAAGAAAAACGUAGAGCUUAGAAAGCCGAGAAUAAUUCCAUCUCCCUAUGGAGCACAGUUAGUAUUUCUACUUCCUGGAAACAACUUAAUGUAUGUUCAUCUCAAAGACAAGAAUAAAAUACGACACAGGAAGAGGUGGUCCCAGGUAAUGUACAUGUACUACCUACUUGGCUAUCGCUUAGGAAAUGAAUGUAAGGAAAGAAUAAAACUUUACUUGAAAGAAGACAAAUUUGAUGACCACAUCACAUGGGAUACUGAAAAGAAAGAUGGAAAAUUUGGGAAAAGCCAGAUAUUUAAUUUUCUGGAUGAUGAAGUCUUGUAUAGGGCUGAAAAUACGUUCAUAUUAGCUUUAGAUGGAGAUGUGGAUUUUACUCCGAAAGCUGUAAGAUUGCUUAUUGAUAGAAUGGUUAAGAAUGAGGAGUUAGGUGCUGCAUGUGGUCGUAUACAUCCCAUUGGCAAAGGUCCAAUGGUAUGGUAUCAAAAAUUUGAGUACGCCGUGGCCCACUGGUUACAGAAAUCGACAGAGCAUGUCCUUGGAUGUGUUUUAUGCAGCCCGGGAUGUUUUAGUCUCUUCCGUGGAUCAGCUUUAAUGGAUGACAAUGUCAUGAGAAAGUAUACUAUCAAACCCACAGAAGCCUCACACCAUCUUAUGUAUGACCAAGGUGAGGAUCGCUGGUUGUGUACAUUGCUGCUUCAGCAAGGAUAUAGAGUAGAUUAUGCUGCUGCCUCAGAUGCCUAUACUUAUGCACCCGAAGGAUUUGGAGAAUUCUUUAAUCAAAGAAGGCGUUGGAUGCCAUCAACAAUUGCUAAUAUUAUGGAUUUACUAACAGAUGCACGAAACACUGUGUCUAUAAAUAACAAUAUCAGUUGGCUGUAUAUGAUUUAUCAAGGAGCUUUGAUGUUGUCGACCUUGAUUGGACCUUCCACAGUAGUUAUGAUGAUAGCAGGAGCAUAUCUAACGGUUUUUCAAUUAAAUCUUCUUACAUCUUAUGCAAUAGCUCUUUCGCCAGCUAUUUUGUACAUGAUAAUAUGCUUUACUGUAAAGCCUAAAUACCAGAUUAUGAUUGCAGAAAUAUUCAGCGCCAUUUAUUCAUUCAUCAUGAUGGUCGUAUUAGUUGGGUGUCUCAUUACAGCCGUUCAGCAGAGUCCCUAUCACCCAAGUGUGAUUUUCCUUGGCUCAAUGGUCUUUAUUUUCGUUUUUGCUGCCGUUAUUCACCCAUGGGAAUUUCAUUGCAUUUUUUACGGACUACUGUACUUUGUGUCUAUUCCUAGUGGAUUCUUAUUAUUGAUUAUUUAUUCCCUGUGUAAUAUGAACUCUGUAUCUUGGGGGACACGUGAAGUUGCUAAGAAAAAAUCACAAAAAGAAAAGGAUGAAGAAGAAAGAAAGAAAAUCGAAAAGGAAAAGAAAAGCUGGUUCAACCGCUUUAUGCCAGUUAAUCAGCUCAAAGAUUUAAGAAGUAUAUUAGAGCUCUCAAAAAAGGAAACAAAAACAAAAGAAGACAGAGGUAUACAAACUGAAGAUUUAAAUGAAGUUGUUGUCGAUACGAAUAAAAAGAAAAUGGUCAGUUGGGUUGAUAAAACACCAGAAGAAACAAUUCAUGACAAAACUGUUAUAAUAUCAACGACGGGUAAACCUUUUGAUUUUCUGCACAAGCCAAAAUGGACGGAAGAUAACGACUUUAAAAACGGCAAAGUUAUGUCUAUGACACCAGAGGAAACAGUUUUUUGGGAAGAAUUUAUCAAAAGGUAUUUACAACCUUUAGAGGCAGACAAAAAAGAACAAAAAAGAAUGAAAAAGGCUCUUGCACAAUUAAGAAAUGAAGUUGUGGCAGGCUUUGCGUUUAUCAACCUUAUAUGGAUAUCUAUCAACUUUAUGUUUCAACUAAGAAAACCUGCAAUUAUUGAAUUUCCGAAAGCACCUGGUGCAGAGAAUGUAGAUGACGAUGUGAUAAAGAUUGACGCACUAGGUUUAAUGUUUAUUAUAUUUUUUGUUCUCAUUCUCCUGCUUCAGUUUAUUGGAAUGGUUAUUCAUAGAUGGGGGACGCUAAUGCAUCUUAUAGCCAUUACAGAGAUACCAAAUCCAUUUAAAUGUGGCAAAAUCAAAAGUCAUGAAAAUAUUGGAGACGAUGGUGCAGAGAAGAUUGAUGCAAAAACAUUGGUACGGUUUUGUGCAGAUGUAGUUGGAGAACCAAUGCCAGACUAUUCGAGUGAUGAAGAUGACGAGGAUGAAGAAGAAGAAGACGAUAAAGUAGAACAGGAACUCUCUAAUACAAUUCGAAACAACGCUGUCAGAGGAAUAAAGGGGAACAUCGGGGGAACAAGAACAACUGGGCUCGGAAUGUCGUUCAGAGAAACAAUGGUCAUAGGCAGGGAUAGUAUUUCUAAUAAUUUAAGAAGUACUCUGUCAAGCCCUAAUUUCAGACAGACAGCACGAAAUAUGAUAGCUAUUUCCAAGCGAAAAUAUGACGACGGGUCGAAACCACCUCCAAAGGGCAACGUAUUAAAAUACCGAAAAAAUAAUCCAUCAAGAUCAAGGACUGAUUGGGAACAAGCAAAAAAGUUUGGAUCAACUAAACCAAUUUUCCAAAAUUUUAUUAACGAAAUUCAAAAUGAUCGAGACCUCAAACACAAAGUAAGAGGCAUAGAAAAACAAACGACAGGUGAUAAUCUUAAGAGAACAUUACGCCGUGAGACUUCCGCAGAUUUUGAUGAACCAGUUAAUGAGAAAUUAAGUGGUGCAGUCGGUACUUUAAGUCGUGCUUUCUACAAAAAUCUAAAUCAAAAAACAAAAAAUAAAAUCGAAGAAAAUCCAGUUUCCAGCGGAAGUAAUUCCAGCAGCAGAUUACGUUUUAGAGAAACAACCGAAACAAUAACAUCACUUUAAUGGACAAACAGCAAAAACUCACAAACAGUUCCCCUUUGUGUAACACAAUAUUGUACUUAUUGUGUAUACAUAAGCAUUUAAGUUGUCUUAUUUGAUAAAAUAUGGUUAUCUA